Molecule: messenger RNA, 300 nt
Organism: Adineta steineri
Lineage: Eukaryota; Metazoa; Rotifera; Eurotatoria; Adinetida; Adinetidae
Source: the annotation of a GenBank genome assembly
AUGAGAAGAUCACAAUCUAUAAGUAGAAAUGAAAUUGAACAAAUUACUCGAAUAUUCUCAUCAAAAUGUCAACAUUUAUCAUUAUAUUUUAAAUUUCCAGAUGAUAAAAUUAGUUUUAUUUUACAAAAUAUGCCACAAUUAUAUACUCUACAUGUUAAUAUUUAUGGGAAAACUUAUUCUACGCUUGAUAUUAAAUGGUUAGAAAAACAACAGACUACAUUCAAUGCUUCAAAUUCUACUAUAGUUAUAAAUGGACAUGAUCAUUAUUUUUGGUUAGACAAAACUUUACUGAAAAAAUGA